CUAUAGUAGUAGAAGAAGAAAAUGGUGUGUUGUACAUCUCUUAAGAUACAACCAAUGUAACUUAUUAAAAAUGCCCUUGAAUGACGAAACGUUUCGCGACAUACUUCGGAUAAACGAAAAACAUAAAAAAUUAAAGCAAAAGCUGUUAAACAAUGCCUCAAUUAUAAUACAUCAUAAAUAGCCGGUGAACAAAAGCAUGAGAUUAAAUAUAGAGAUAACCUAAUCUAUAUUCUCUAAAGAAUUUAGUAUUUAUUUAUUCUUUGUUAUCGCUAUGAUACGUGUAAGACAUUUGUUUAAUUUAUUCAUUUCCAUGUUAUCAACUUAUCAAGUUUAGAAUACAUGUACACGUUAUUCUUUCUUUUAUUCCAGUGACGGAUAAAUACGUCUGUUUUCAGUAGAAAAUCUAGAUAAUCUAAUAAAAUUUUUGAACAUUCUGUGGAAAUUACAUUUUUCUCGUGGAUUAAAAAUAUGUUAGUGCUAUAACAAGUUCGUAUAUACAAUAAUAUUUUGUUGUUCAGAUUAUAAUGUUUAAUAUCUAUUGACGUAUAAAAGAUUAUUAUGAAAUCUUAUUUCCUAAUAUAGUAACAUAUCUAAUGAUAUGAGACCAAGUAAAAUUAUACUAAAAUUAAAAUUACAUUAAUACUCUUAGUCAUUUCUACUUAUAAAAAAGUAACAGAUUAUAAACUCAACAAUAUAUAAUGAACUUCCUAUAUUACGUUUAUUACUAAGUCACGUUUAAAUCACGUUUCUCUCGAGUAUUUUUUGAUAUUUUUAUAUGACAGUACUUUGAUAUGCAGGGUCAUUCAAUUGACCUGGAGAGAGGAGAAACUCAGAUAACCAAGGAACUUCCAAUCAAUUACUAAAUAUUAAAUGGAGGCUUUAGGAGCCUAUCCCGUAUUAAAAUCUUUUCUUGCUGGCUCAUUUUCUGGUACUUUUUCAACAAUUCUAUUUCAACCAUUGGAUUUAAUUAAAACUAGAUUACAAAGCAGAGUCAAUACUCAUGUUGAACCAACAAGAAAUGGGAUGCUAACAACAAUUGUACAUAUAAUAAAAAAAGAAAAUAUAUUUGGAUUAUGGCGUGGUAUGACACCAUCUAUAACUAGAGUCAUCCCUGGUGUUGGACUCUACUUUUCCUCUUUGGACUGGUUAAAGCAUACAUUACAGCUAGAAGAACCACUAACACCUCUACAAGCUAUAUCGUUAGGUAUUACGGCUCGGUCUAUGUCUGGUGGUUUAUUAAUCCCAAUUACUGUUGUUAAAACGCGGUUUGAGAGCGGCGUUUAUAAAUAUAAUAGCGUUGCAGAAGCUUUAAGGCUUAUAUAUAGGCAAGAAGGUAUUAAAGGCCUGUCCAGUGGCCUAGUACCAACAUUACUUCGCGAUGCACCAUACAGUGGUCUUUAUCUAUUAUUUUAUACACAAUUAAAACAAGUAGCUGCUCAUACAGAGCUCGUUCAUCAGAAUGCCUCUGUACCAGUGCACUUCAGCUGUGGGGUUUUAGCAGGAAUUUUUGCUGCUAUUGUAACGCAUCCACCAGAUGUUAUUAAAACGAAGAUGCAACUUUAUCCGAAUGAAUUUAAAACUAUUUACAGUGCCACUUAUAUUGUAUAUAAAAAAUAUGGAAUUUUAGGAUAUUUUAAAGGAAUUGUACCUAGAAUGUUAAGAAGAACACUAAUGACUACGAUGGCUUGGACUGUUUAUGAACAGAUUACACGAAGCAUUGGGUUAAAAUAAAAUUUAAUAAAUUAUGUUGAUUGGUAUAAAUAGAAAAUUUUAUACCAUGUGAACAAUUAUUUAUAUACAGUAUUAGAAAGAUGCAACGUAUUGCUCAUUGUAUUAUCAAUAUUUGUAUUUAUUUAAUAAAUUAUAUAUUUUUAUAGA
This is a messenger RNA of Vespula vulgaris, 1878 nucleotides long. Its product is annotated as mitochondrial glycine transporter-like. Gene Ontology annotation, molecular function: glycine transmembrane transporter activity. The record is from RefSeq and is a predicted model, not a curated record. Lineage: Eukaryota; Metazoa; Arthropoda; Insecta; Hymenoptera; Vespidae. The transcript has 8 exons. Gene Ontology annotation, biological process: glycine import into mitochondrion. Gene Ontology annotation, cellular component: mitochondrion; mitochondrial inner membrane. Bases 871 to 1731 code for a protein of 286 amino acids.